This is a messenger RNA of Myzus persicae (green peach aphid), 4784 nucleotides long. RefSeq lists its product as uncharacterized. Lineage: Eukaryota; Metazoa; Arthropoda; Insecta; Hemiptera; Aphididae. Bases 597 to 1571 code for a protein of 324 amino acids. The record is from RefSeq and is a predicted model, not a curated record. The transcript is spliced from 4 exons.
ACUUCGCCCGCACAUUCACAGUGUACAUCACACGCGGCCAACCACCGAUCGUCCGCUACAGUCACUCGCCCGCGUCCGGCAGAUCAGUCACACAAUUUUUUUCAAUAAGCGCUCGCUCGCACGCCCGCACACACGUUCUCGUAUGCUUAUAUAGAAAUAAGUACGAAAUACGCGUAUAUAAUAAGCGCCGGCACCGCUGCUGCUGUUGGGACGUCGUAUAUCUGUCGUGUGCGUGUGUGAGUGUGGCGUGUUUGUAUGCGCAAAGAUAAUAAUAAUAUUAAUAUUACUAUUGUUUAUUAUAUUAUUAUCAAACAUAAUUUCGUACAUAAUAUACAGCUGCAACGCUACUGGUAAAGAGGUGCAUCUGCAGUCGUCGUCGAUAAGAAGGUUCAGCGCGGCCGGUAUAACACGAGGGAAACCCGACGAAACGCGGUCAUCGCGACUGCACUUCACUCGCGAUCAACUGCAAGUGUCGGCGGAGUCGCGCCGGAAAACACAAACGCUCGGCUGACAAAAGACCAACGGCUAAACAUCACCGUCGGUUACUGCUGUAUCAACCACACAGCAAAUUGCCAAAUACCUUGAAAUCAACCGAAAUGACACCUUCACAGACAUCGGUUCGACGGUGUUCCGUCUUGACGGCCACUCUACUGCUGUUGGUAGUGGUAGCCGCCAGUUUGCCAUCCAGUGCUCGGUCAUCCGCCAUACGUCCAGCGUCGUCCGCUGCAUCGACCGAUGCUGCCGCUUCCCCAUUAGUGCCGAGCAGUUGGCAAGGAGCUUCAGCCGUUCACUCUAAUGUACCAGCAUCGGCCUCCGGAAGGACCGUGUUGGUCAGGAAAAAAAGGACGUUGCUCAAACUCAAGCCUCUCAUCGUUCUGCCGGUCAAAGUCGCGCUGGGCACCGGUGCCAAGCUGGUGGCAGGGGCCAAGUUCGGAGCCAAAGCUGUUGGAUUGGGCUCAAAGGCAUUGGGCGUCAGUCUCGUCGGACUGAAAGCCGUCCAUAAGGUGGCCAAAGUGACGGUGAAGGCGGCCACCGCUCUGGGCGUCAAGGCGGUGCUGCUCAACUUUUUGUUCCAGAAAAUCAAUCAGGUGAUCGACUUUAAGACCCGCCUGCUGAGCAACCUUGACCAGCGCAACCGUCAACAGAAUGCACAAUUCCUGUCACCAGUGUUGCCCCAAUCUUCUUCACCUUCAAAAUCGGGAUCGAUUGGAAACAAGGACAACGCCACAUUCAACGUCGUCGGUGCCGCAGCUUCCGUCGAUGCUAUUGUCCCUUCACCGGACUUCGCGGCUGCCCCCGAUGCCUCGGGUUUCGUCACGAAUGCGCCAUCAGCACCAGCCUUCGUACCCGGAUCAGACCUGAUCGCUUCACCACCACCACCAUCACAGCCAGACUUUGAUGGACCUCCAUCGGACUUUGUCGGAACCCCGACAAACUUUGAAAGCGCUUCAUCAAGCUUUGGCGGCGCUCCUUCUGGAUUUUCCGCCUUCCAACCGAGCUUUGCAGCUGAACCGUCGGGCUUUGCCGCAACAAACGACGACGGAUCGCCAUCGUCAGAGACGUCGUUCUAAAAACAUGCGUCCUCUCGUCAUUGUCAUAUCGUCGUCUUCUCGAUUGAAUCGGCACUUGCCAGUCACACCGCCAUAAUAUAUAUCAUAAAUCAUAAUCGUCAUUUAUAUAUAUUGUCUAUCAUUAUAUUAUCAUAAUCAUACAUAUAUAUUAUAUAUAUAUAUAUAUAUAUAAAUCAAGCCAUAACCAUAUAAAGUCAUAAUUCAUAAAUCAUAAUACAUAGUAAUAUAAGUUGUUGAAUAGUAUAGAUGGUCAUAAUCGCAAUUAAGGGAUACUUAGGGAUGAUUAGCUCCUUCAUAAUUUAUGCCAUUAGUAGACUAACUGAAAAAAUAAGGAGCUUCCGCUUUCCAAGUUUUUCAUUGAAAUUGUGUAGGUAGUACGUUAUGGUCGAGUCGUGAAAAUUUCAUUGACUCACCCAUCAAAUAGAGGUAUAUUAUAUAAAACACAAUUUUGGAAGUAGGAUAAUUCCAUGUACAUUCCAACUUUCUGCAUAAUCACUUAAACGAUGAUUAUCCGAUUGAGGAAAAAGAAGAUUCGUUUGAUUUUUGUAACCCUGGUCGAUUAUAUAACUCGAAUUAAUUACAUCUAGGUAAGGUUUAAAUUUUGAAUAUCGCGUAUACUUGCUAUCACUAUAUGGUAUAUGUGUAGUGAAAUGCCAUAUGACAUUAAAACGAGUAUACUCUCACUUGAUAUUAUACAACUGUUUUAAAUUAAAUUAUUGUUAACGUAUUUUUUUAUAGUUUUAUUAUAAAUAAAUUAUAUGGAUACAACCACAUGAGCUCGACUGUAACGGAUAAUCAAAAUUUCGUUUUUUAUAACAUUAUGUAAUAUUAGUACAUUCAUAUAUUACUAUAUUAACAAAAAUCUAAAAUACACGUAGGUGAAUUUAACGUUUAACAUAGUCACACAUUUUAUAAAUCAUAAUAAAAGAUCAUGCAGUUUAUGUUUAUUAUAGUAUGGUGUACGGUGUACCCAGUACACUUACCUAAUAAAUAAUUAGCGUAUACGGGACUACGUGAGCAUCUUAUUAUAUUAGUGUCUUAUACUUAUAUAUUAUAGUAUUAUACAUCACUAAGGUUCGGUGAUUAUUACACUUCACUUUCAUAUACGUUAAUAAUUAAUACGUUGCAAUUAUUUUUGUUGCAACAUUGAAUAAUGUAGUGUACAAUCACUCGUCUCUUCUUCAUCGUCACUAUUUUCAUAAUUUCCAUAAUUUAACCACACGUGUUGUUCACAGAAUUUUUAACAGUUCUUUCAUCACACUAAUAACCAUUAUCAUUAUCAUAUUAUUAAGCUAAAUUAUCGUGAUUUUCAAUUUUCAUCGUCAUCUUAAAUCGGUAUUGUCAGUCAAUGACCAUUUCACCAAUCAAUCAUCGUCAUAUCAUAUGUGCCUAUUAUCAUUAAUCCAUCAUACAUGCGUGUUAUAUAAAUAAUUUAAUAUUAUAUUACAUAUUAGUUGGAUUAGUUAGGAUAAUCUAUAUAGGUUUUAGUUAAUCUUAGUAGUCAAUAAGUUUGUUGGUAUAUUAUUUAUUACUACAGUCGUCGUGAAAUUAUUUUUCUCAAAAGUAGGUUCUAUAAGUCGUUCGAUAUAUUUAUGUAAUAUUAAUAACAAUAAAUAAACAGGCUGCCAAUUAUAUCAAAAAUAUAUUACAAUUAAUAAUAUUAUAAUUGAUGAAACAACAAAGAGACGUACCUACUACUAGUAGACAGUAGUAUUACCUACUUUAGCACUUGCGAAUCAGUAUUGACGUCUUGUAGUACCUACUGUUUGUCACGUAACUUAAUUAAUAGGUAGGUACAAUAUUAGUAUAUUAAUAUUAUUCUCUUUAUUUUUCAUCUGUCAUUGAUAUAUUUUAAGUGUGGCUUGGAAUGUAUAAGUUCUUAUCUUGUCCGGUUUUUAUAUUCACAUAGAUUUUUAACUUUUUAAUAUUUUACACUACAUGCCCAUAGAAUUUAUUUUGUCUGUAAUUUCAAACAUUCUACACAUUUUUCAGAACCAGGCAUAAAAUAAAUUAAAAAUAUUUGAAUCUCAAUAUUGUUAUUAAAUAACAUUAUUUUUACGUGGUUGUAUCUAUAAAAAAUUUCGUUGAAUCUGAUAAUUAAAACAUAUCUUUUAUUUGCUAUAAAAAAAUAAUCAAUUUGACUAGUGAAAAAAUUUAAAUUAUUAUUUUAUAAAUGUAGAAAUAUAGAAUCCUUUUAUUCUAAAUCCACGCCAUGAAUAUUUGUAUCAACUAGAAGUCUAUCGUCGAUACCAAUAUUGUUAUCGUUAUUAUAGAUUCUUUCAAGUAGGUGUACUAGGUAUAUAGUUGAUAGUUGUAAACUUAAAAGUCAUAUAGGGUGGGUGUUUAAGUUAUAAUUACUGAUAGUUAAUAACAAUAGAAAAGAAACACAGAUAGUCCUCACUAUUAUGAAGCCAAUCAUAUGUAUUAACAGGCGUACUACACUACUUACUAAAAAUUAAUCCUGAACCUACCAAGGGCGUUUUUAGAAAGAAAGGCACAUGAGGCUCACUCAUUCACCGUACUUUAUACUUUUUUAGUUUUUUUUUAUUCUUUUGGGAUGGAAAAUAUAAGUUAUAACUUUUACUUGUGAACAGUUAAAUUUUUUUGUUCGUGCCCUCCCCCCUCUACCCCAUAAGACAUUUCUAUAUACGCCCAUGGUACCUGAGUUACAUCUAAUUAAAAUUUGAUCCACCAAUUAUAUUUAAUAUUUAGAUAUAUUAGAAUCGAAGACUAAGUAAAUAUUAUCUUUCAAAUGUAUCAUUACUUAUACAGUUCACCCUCGAGCACUUGUUUAAUCUGUCUGCAUAAAAUAUGCGUAUAAAGUUACCCCUUUCACCACUGUAACAUUUAAGUGAUAUAAUUUAAUAUUUUAGUGUUAAUUAUUCAAAAUUACAUUAGUAUACACGAAUCCCUCGAUAUCCGCGAAUGUUAGGUUCUAACAAAACCACGGAUAACGAGGCCACUAUACAACCAUUCAACAUUCGCAUAAUAGUGAUAAAAUAUAUUGAUUAUUAAAUAAAGAGUAUUUUCAAGUUUUCAAUACUAUAGUGGAUAAUCGUAAGUGCGAUUAAAAAAUUCGCGGGUAACGAGGGAUUUCUAUACUUAUCUUAUGUUAUUGUAUUCGUGGUGAUAUUCAUAUGUUCAUACUGUAAUAUUCUUUUAAACGUUAAUGUAUUUAAUAAAUAAAAAUAAAUAUGCAACUAUUUGAAAUAA